This is a messenger RNA of Nycticebus coucang (slow loris), 1136 nucleotides long. RefSeq names its product ret finger protein-like 4A. The transcript has a single exon. NCBI's taxonomy places the organism in Eukaryota, Metazoa, Chordata, Mammalia, Primates, Lorisidae. Gene Ontology annotation, molecular function: protein binding. The record is from RefSeq and is a predicted model, not a curated record. Bases 179 to 1063 code for a protein of 294 amino acids.
UACUCUUCAAAACUGUUACAGUGUUGUGUGGAAGGCUCAACAUUGUAAAUCUGUCCAGUUUUCUUAAUUUAUACAUUUAGCAUCAUCAUAAUAGAAAUUUUGAGUUACCCCAGAUCUCAGCUAUCCCUGGGAGCAGCUAGAAGCCAGGAGAGAACAUAGUGCAAGAGAGACAGUGGCCAUGGCUGAGAAGUUUAAAGACACAAGUGAAUGCUCUACCUGCCUAACUUAUCUCAAAAAACCCAUGUACCUGAAAUGUGGAUUCCUCUGCUGCCUGCAGUGCAUUGACUCACUGGAGAAGGAGCCCCAUGGGGAGGGUUUGCUGUGCCCCAUCUGCCCUGUGGUAUCUCAAAAGGGUGACAUCAAGCCCAAUCUGCAGCUGGGGGAGCUGGUGUCCAAGGUCAAUGAAUUGGAGCCCCAGCUGAGAGCUAUCCUACAGAUGAACCCCAGGAUAAGGAAGUUCCAAGUGGAUAUGACCUUUGAUGUAGACACAGCCAACGAUAGUCUCAUCAUUUCUGAUGACCUAAGGAAGGUUCACUGUGGGUGCUUCAACCAGAAUAGGAGCUGGCAAGCCGAGAGAUUCAGUGCCUUGUGUGUCCUGGGGUCUCCUCGUUUCACUUCUGGCCGUCACUACUGGGAAGUGGACGUGGGGAGGAGCCAAGAAUGGGAUGUGGGGAUCUGCAAGGAAUCAGUUACCAGGCAAGGGGAGAUCCCACUGUCUACAGAAUGGGGCUUCUGGACUGUGGGUGUGAGAAAAUCGCUGAUUUUCACUGCCUGCACCUUGCCCUUGACAACUGUGUUGGUGAAUCCCUGGCUUCACCGGGUGGGGAUUUUCCUGGAUAUGGACGUGGGUACCGUCUCCUUCUACCAUGUCGGCGAUGGGUCUCAUAUCUUCACAUUCAGUAACAUUCCUGCUGUGGAACCACUGCGGCCAUUUUUUGCUCCUUCAAAUGAAACUGAUGAUGAUCAAAGCUACCUGGGAGUCAGUCCUUCAGUGAAUCCAGGUAUUGAACCAUCCCUCAUUAUGGGCAGGGCAAAUGAAACCAUGAACACAAAAUGUCUGUAGAAAUUACUGAGUGUCCAGAACCAGAGCUAGAAAUGUUUCUGUUUAGUGUGACAACAUAGCAAGAAAAAGUGGU